UGAAACUGCUGAGUCAAACCUGCUGGGACCCAAACACAGGUGAGUUAGGCCUUGCCCCUCCCUCCUUCUCCUCCAUCUCCUCCCAGGUGAGUCACGCACAAAGGAAACAAAACAAAAGGUUUCGAGACAUGGUCGGCAGGUAAAAUGGUGACUUUGAUCAUGCUGACUGACAUAUGAUGUGGAUUGCAGUUGUGCAUGCCUUGCUUCAUCUGCAUGGAUGUAAACAAAGCAAGGCGAGGUGGGGCGUGUGUGCUUUAGGUUGCUAAUUGUCAUCACUGGCAGUUAUAUCAUUAUAUGACUAUUGUUCUUGUCGGCACAAUGACCUCGUCCAAGUUUGAAUACGGGCUCAGGCCUUCCUGCGUGGGCUUUUCAUGAUCUCCGCUGCUUGUGCUUUUCUUCCACUUUGUCAUGUGGUCUGAUCGAGAAUGUUUUUGUCCCCUGUGAUUGGCAAGUACAAGGUGUAUCUUGCCUCUUUGCCCAAGUGAGCUGAGAUGAUAUCGCAGCUCACCCUUGACCCUUUUGGGAGUGGAUGGAUGAUUGGUAGGAUUGUUAUGAAUGGAGUGUAUAAAGAACUUGAGUGUAGCACACAUGAACAGUGGCAUCUUAAUGCAAUACAAGAUCUUUGGGGAGGCAUGAGAGACGCUAACAAGCAGGAACAUGCACAAAAGAUUAGAUUUAGAAAGUCAAACAUUGAGAGGAGCAUUAAGACAUGUAAAGGAAAACAAAUCUGUUUUGCCCAGUUGGAGAAACAAAACAAAACGGAUACAAUUAAUUGUAAAUGUAUAUGAAAUACAUUUAAUUCAUGUAAUGUUGGACAACAAAUGCUAAGAUCUUUUUAGAUCUAUUAUUAUAAUUUUUUUUAUUUUAUUUGAAAAGACGUACCAUUAAACACACAUGACAUUUCUUUACAGUCAUACUUGGUGUAAAAAGUUUGAGGAGCACUGGAAUCAAAUAUUUAGUUUUCUAUGUCCAAAAUCAUAAAACCAAUUUGUUUUGAUAAUUGUGAAAUGUUUCAUUAAAAUGUGUUAUUGGUCAUUUAUUUAUUCUUCACUACUCCUCACAUUUUGGGAAAUCAACCCACAAAAAGAAUCUAUGAUUGUCUCACGACGCGGAUGGCUGUGGUGAAGUUCGAAAUUUCGGAGCUCGUGAACGCCUCCGCAGCUGGAGAUGCGUUGCGGGCGGGGUGUGGUGAACACUUUGGGAAACUUCGGAGGCAUUCACUUGCCCCUAUGUAGGUGCCAUCGACGGACGGAGGGAGGAACAGCAGCAACGAGAACUCAGAUGGAGCCGUGCGUGAUGAAGCCUGAAGCAAAAAAGAAAACCAAGCCCAGCAAACUGCCUCCCUGGCCUCCCGAGCCUCCAAAGGAUGCAGAGAAGUCGGACAAGCCCAUCCCUGUGGUGCCUCCGCGACCAAAGCACAGCGAACUGAGCCAAACGCAGUAUCAUUCGAAAAGAUUAGCCGUGGAUGGUGAGGGCCAGAGAAACGUGACACAAAGGGAGACGAAGGAGAACAAAACAGAAACUCCUGUGCCCCUACCUAGACAAGCAAAGCAGGAGAGGAACCAGACAACAAGACACAGUCAAGGCAACAGUGACGACAAGCAAAUUUCUGUCAAAAGCGUGCAAUCAGAUGCGGCCUCUGACAUCAAAAAGACAACCAAGUUGCGAAAAAGCCUGAAAGACAAAAAAGCGUCAUUCAUUGUAAGCAAUAGUCAUUUGACUGACGACCAGGACAGAGGUGACGACACUCCGGAAAAACACGGCGCAUCCGCCAAACCGGGCGUCCUGAAGGGCAUGAUGAAGCACCUCAAGUCCACACCCAAAGUUGGCGGCGGCGGCGGCGGCAGUGGCGGCGGCAGCGGUGGCAGUGGCGGCGGCGAGGCACUUCUCGAUUCCAACAAGGAGGAAGCGUCUCAGGAAAAAGAACGGAUGGCCAGUGACAAAGUCAAACAGGACAAAAGUGCCGAAUCCAAACAAGACUUUGGGGGGCGAUUUGCUGGAAUGUUCCGGAAAGCUCCUUUGGUGACGGUGGGCAAAAUGGACGGCGAUUCAGAGGAGAGUGAAGAAGACGAGAAACAAUCUUACGCUGGAAUUUUCAACGGGGUGUUCAAGAAGAAACCUCCAGAAGAGACUCAGAUGGAUGAGGAGGAGCAGCCUGGUCCCCGUGACGACCUGUCAGACAGCAGCGACGAUCUGUCCCAGAAGGCCUCCGAGGAAAAAGGAGGAUUUUUCAGCGCAAUCCUCCGAAAGACCCCCAAAGAGGUGGCACCCAAGCAGGAUUCCAAAGAGCCCCGCGAUGAUCUGUCGGGCAGCACAGACAGUCUGUCAGACAAUAAGGUGAUCCCCCCCUGGUCAGGACAAAGAUCGAGGGCUCUUUGGCGUCUUCCAAAAAAAGACCCCCAAAGGAGAGAGAGAGACGCCUCACCGGACGGUGAGGAGGACAAUGAAAAGGAGGACAAGGGACAGGCGACCACAACGGCAGUGGGUGGGGACAAUGCGGCCGAGAAGAGCGUUGCCAAGGAUAAAAACCUUUUCAGCAACAUGUUCAGGAAGCCUCAGAAGCCUGCAGAGGGCGAUAAGGAAGCGGAGGUCAAGAGUGAAGUGACGCCAUCCGGAAGCACUGAGAACUUGAGCGAGAAUAUCCGCAAGGGGAAAAAAGGAGGAGGCCUGGCGGGCAUCUUCAAAAGAUCCUAUAGCAACGACAACCUGCUGGAUGAGGACAAGGAGAAGUCAUCAAGUAAUGACAAUUUAGCAGAAAGCACCACUGUCAAGGAAAAAAGUAUUUUCAGUGGUAUGUUCAAGAAAGCUCCAAAAGCAGCUGACGAGGAGUCAAACGGUGAUGACAAGAAGAAGCUCUUAUCCGACAGCAAUGAAAACUUGACAGAAGAAACGGGACCAAAGGAAAAGACGGGAGUUUUGGCAGGAAUGUUCAGAAAGUCACCCAAACCGGCGCCACGCUCCAUCGCUAUCAAGGAUCCUCUUAGUGAUGACAAUCUGGAUGAAAGUGCCAAGAUGGAUGACUUGUCAGGAGACGAACUAUCAGGCACCGCAACUGCUAAGGAGAAAAAAGGAGGCUUUGCCGGCAUCUUCAAGAGAACGCCCAAAACUGCUGACAAACAGGACAACGAAGACAACAAGGAGGACUCGGCGCCACCCUCGGGUGGCGGACUGAGACGAAGGAGGACCAUCAAGAAGAAACGACGAGUUGUAUCUUUCAGAGUCAAGACGACUCUUCCCAGGAUGACAAAACGCAACACAUCAUCGCAGGAAAAGAUACCCAUCAUUGAGGAGAGCAUGGAGAUGGAGGAGAUGGUCCCAGCACAGCAGAGCACAGUGGAGGUCCAGCCAGUGGAAAUGGCAGCGUACCCAACCGAAGGAAACCCUCUGGACUCUGAGGAGGAGAAUGACGGCCUGAUGGACUGGUGGAAAAAUGUUGAAGGUUGGGCCGAGUGGAACAAUUUCCAAGAAGAUGAGGAGGAAAUGGCAAUGGAGGAGGCGGCCGACCGUGUCUACAUGGCAGCUCGACUCUUUGUGCGCCUUUUCAAUCAGCGGGGGGCAUCCUUGCAACACUGCAUCCUUGAGCUGCUGGCACUGGCCGACGCCGCCGACUACUUCCACAAAAAGACCAUAUCGGCCGCCGUCGGCGGAGGCGUGGCCAGCGUGGCCGGCAGCCUGACCACCAUCACGGGGCUCAUCCUGGCGCCGUUCACCUUUGGCGCCUCCAUCAUCGUCACGGCGGUGGGCAUCGGCGUGGCCACGGCGGGCAGCAUCACCUCGGCCACGGCCAACAUCACAGACGCGGUCCACUCCAACAUGGACCGCAAGAAGGUGGAGAAGAUGAUCCAGGACUACCAGGCGCAGAUUAAAGACAUUCGCGAGUGCAUGGAAUUUGUGCAGGAGGGCAUCGAUACUCUGCAGGAGUGGGACUUUGAGAAGUACACGCAGAGCACCGCUAAGAAGGCCUUGAACCACAACAUCAAACAUGUGGUGAAGGAAGGCGGCCGGGCUGGCAAGGCCCUCAUGAUAAACACCGACAAGCUCAUUAGCACUGUUCAGGUGCUGGGUGCAGGGGCCGGAGCGGCCAAGGCUGCCCAAGCCAUUAGCGUCACCACAGGGGUCAUGUCGGCACUCUUCCUGGCCCUUGACGUCUUCUUCCUCGCCAAGGACUCCCAUGAGCUGCGCAAAGGGGCCAAGACCAAGUUCGCAUCCAAGAUCAGGGACGUGUGCAAGGAGCUACAGGACGGUCUCCUGGAGCUCAACAAGGUCAAGACGCAGCUGCAGAAGACCAUGGACGGCAUCGAAGUGGAGGAGUACGAGGAGAUCCAGGAGGUGGAGGAGGAGGUGGAGGACGACGACGACGACGACGACUUGGAGUCGGAUCCAAAGAAGCUGGCAGAACUGGAGCAAGAGCUGGACCUCAUGGAGGAAAAACUGGACAAAAAGAUUGAAGAGGGCAAAAUCACAGCAAAGGAAGGGGAUUCUAAGAAGAGCAAGGAAGAAAUGACAAAAAAGGACAAAGUCGACAAGGAGACAGAGAACAGAAUGGCAGCUUGGAAGGAGAAGCAGGAGAAAGAAAAACUAGAGGAGAAGCCCAAAAUGAAGGACAGCAAAAAGACAGAACAACGGGAGAGAAGCCACCGAGUUGAGGAGAAAGACGUGCCGGGAAGAACGGACACCAAGGGCGGAGAAGAUGAGGGGAAAGAAUCGCUGGGCAAAAUGGAGUGCUCCAAAAGGAAGCCACAACAUCAGCAAAGUCACAGUGGGAAUCCAGAAGGAAGAGUGGAGAGAGGAAGCAGUGGACAAAGCAAAAUGACUGAUGGCAUUCAAGCAAAGGAUUUGAGGACAGAAACCACAGCAAGUCGUGAUGGAUGGGACACUCACGGUAGAAGCAAUGAACGAAGGGGCUCGCACCGGAGUCAAGAAUCCAGCCGGAUGGACGAGAGGACGUCUGCCAGCCAGAGGAGGGCGGAGGAAGACAAAAACCAAAUGAGCCGAAUAGAGAGCGCCCGCAAGAAGUUCCAGACAGGCCACGAAGAGCAUGGAGCUAGUAGCUCAGAGAGUCACAGAAGAGCAAGUGACAAGACAGGGACUACUGACCACGAGAGGAGAGCAAGUGAUCACAAGAGGAGAGCAAGUGACAGAGAGCAGAAACACAGUCAUCGAGGUUCUCGGCAUCCCAGUGUCCUGGCCGAUGAUGGCUCUUUAGAUAUUUAGAUCGGUCGCUCUUCUUUUGCAGAAUCUCUCACAUGACCUUAAAGCAUAGCCCUAGGCAAGACUUUGGUGUUUCAGUAGUAGUCCGAGUCCACCUCCCUUUUGGAGUCAGUGGAAAAUAAUUCUGUAUAUUACAGCAAACGUCUGAAGCUCUUGUCCAGGUCAUUUAGGUCUGUUGUAUCUACUGUAGAUCUACUCUAGGUAUUUGUGGUCAUGAAGUCCUGACUGAAUUUAGAGCCAGACCUUGAUGUUUUGCUCAUCUUUUUUUCAAGGACAAAGUCCAAUGCUAGACUGGAGCAAGUCGUCAACCUUUGUGAUCAAAUUUGGAUUUUUGACAUACAUAGGUCCAGGUUUAAAGCACGGUCUUGGUCUUUUGCUCCUCAUAUUCUAGCCAGUGGUUUGAGGAGCCAAACUGAGAUUUUGGGCUCUAAAACCAGAGCAAGAAGGCCCCGGUGCUUUAGCCAAUGUUGUGAACACAAUUUGUUUUCAUCUUUUUGGGAUAGUUACACUAUAUUGUUUUAGCAUACUAAAUUUGUCACUGACAUUUUAAUAAUUGAAUGUAUAGUUCACUGGUGUUGGUUUUCUUACUGAACAAAUAAAUUAUUUGAUGUGUCAAAAUUGACACAGAUGUCUUUUUAACGUGUAGAGGUUUUUAAACUGUUGUAAAAAACUUUCUCCUCUUUUAAAUUAUAUUCAAUGUGUAGAUGAGGUUUAUAAACUAUUGUAACACAUUUUCUCUUGUAUGAGUUUGAAGAGUGUAAAUUCAUUAAAUACAUACCUUUCA
This is a messenger RNA of Syngnathus typhle (broad-nosed pipefish), 5995 nucleotides long. RefSeq lists its product as uncharacterized. Gene Ontology annotation, molecular function: lipid binding. Gene Ontology annotation, biological process: lipid transport; lipoprotein metabolic process. Gene Ontology annotation, cellular component: membrane; extracellular region. The record is from RefSeq and is a predicted model, not a curated record. The transcript has 36 exons. Bases 1168 to 5214 code for a protein of 1348 amino acids. Lineage: Eukaryota; Metazoa; Chordata; Actinopteri; Syngnathiformes; Syngnathidae.